This is a messenger RNA of Drosophila obscura, 780 nucleotides long. RefSeq names its product ubiquitin-conjugating enzyme E2 G1 (gene Ubc87F). Gene Ontology annotation, molecular function: ubiquitin conjugating enzyme activity. Gene Ontology annotation, biological process: proteasome-mediated ubiquitin-dependent protein catabolic process; protein polyubiquitination. The transcript has 2 exons. Lineage: Eukaryota; Metazoa; Arthropoda; Insecta; Diptera; Drosophilidae. The coding region runs from base 128 to 631 and encodes 167 amino acids. The record is from RefSeq and is a predicted model, not a curated record.
ACAGGGCAACCCUGGCAGUAUCUGUUGUCUGUAGCAUUCGGCAUAGUUCCAGCGAAAAAACGAAAAAAAAAAUACACAAAAAUAGUUAACUCGAAACAAACAAAAUUCCAUCUAGUAAUAAAGUAGCAUGUCUGAACAGCAAGCAUCCCUACUGCUGAGGCGUCAGCUGACAGAGCUGCAUCGCAAUCCCGUUGAGGGCUUCUCCGCCGGACUGAUCAACGAUGCGGACAUCUUCAAGUGGGAGGUGGUGAUCAUUGGCCCACCGGACACACUGUACGAGGGUGGCUGCUUCAAGGCCCACCUCAUCUUUCCCAAGGAGUAUCCGCUGCGACCGCCGCGCAUGAAGUUCGUCACCGAGAUCUGGCAUCCGAAUAUCGACAAGUCCGGCGACGUGUGCAUCUCCAUUCUGCACGAGCCGGGCGACGAUAAGUGGGGCUACGAGAAGGCCGAGGAGCGCUGGCUGCCAGUGCACACCGUGGAGACCAUUCUCCUGUCGGUCAUUUCGAUGCUGACCGAUCCGAAUAGCGAGUCGGCGGCCAAUGUCGAUGCAGCCAAAGAGUAUCGCGAGGAUCAUGCCGAAUUCAGGCGCAAGGUCGCACGCUGCGUGAGACGCAGCCAGGAGGAGGUUUAGACCUGACCUCUGACACAAUGCUGGGUGCUGGUGCUGGUGCUGGUGCUGGUACUGGGUGUGGGGCAAACGAUAUGCAAGCGUUCAACAUGCAACAACAACAACAAGAACAAACCAACACACAACAAUAAAGUUUAGCGAGUUCAUAAAAA